Stereum hirsutum FP-91666 SS1 is the source of this 921-nucleotide messenger RNA. RefSeq lists its product as uncharacterized. The transcript is spliced from 5 exons. The record is from RefSeq and is a predicted model, not a curated record. NCBI's taxonomy places the organism in Eukaryota, Fungi, Basidiomycota, Agaricomycetes, Russulales, Stereaceae. The coding region runs from base 1 to 921 and encodes 306 amino acids.
AUGUCCUCGAUUGGUGGCUACUUGCAGAGGAGGAAGUCAACACGGAAGCUCGCGAAAGUCAAGGCGGCUACAGAUACUACGGCUCUAGCGGAGGCUUGGGACACUAUGACAUCACGGACGACCAGUACCUGGUCCGCUACUACAUCAACGAGCAAGCAGACUGAAUCGAAGGCCACAGAGCACAAUCACCAGACACAGGUACCCUCAGUCCAGAAGCUUCGUUCUUCUCAUUUGACUGUACCCAAGCUCCGAUUGCACCAUCCACAUCCCCCUCCUCAUCACCACACACCAGAAAUCCAUCCUAUCGUGCUAGCAUCUCCCGUAGCUCAGCAUGCGCAACGUUCUACCGAUCCCAGACCUCCGCCCACUCGCCGCGAAACCACUUCGAAGUCCAUGGCAAGCCUCCGCCGCGCCAUUGCCCAACCCUUUCGCCACACAGAAUCUUCCUCAGGCAAUACACCUCCCACUGAAUACUUCUUCCAGGAAGAGCCAAGCCAGCCAAGUCGGCUGGGGCAAGUGAACUCGCAUACCUCUUAUGUGAUCAAUCCUUUCAGCUUUCGUCAUGGACUCGCAGAGCAGGGUGAAGUUGUAGCAAGGGCAGGUCAAGAUGAAGAAUCAAACGAUAUAAGACAAGGGUGCGACAUCAGCCGGGAGGAUAUCGCUCAGAGCAGAAAGAAUACAGAGGAAAGCCCAGGUUCGUGGAGGCGCUCGAGCGGUGGCGUAUUCUUCGCGACGAAGACUAGAGAUGCUCCCUGUAACAACAGGGAUGAACCAGUGAAGACGGUCCUGGUCUCCAGAUCGAGGUCAAUCGUGAAGAAGCCCGCAUACCUCGACCUGCCUGUCCCUACCGCCAGCCUUUCGUUUUUGGAGGAGAUGCAAAGGGAUGGACUGUGUAUCGAAGCUUCGAGCGACAAACCGUAA